AUCUUGACAAAUUAUAGGCUUUCUUUUAUUUUAUUUUAUUUUAUUUUUGUGCCGUCGGGACAAAUUGAGGAUAGCUCUUCCAUGAAACCUCGGUUGUACCUUACCACGUUAGACAAAAGCUUGAUUUGACCCACCAUUAAAUUGGAGAAACUUUUUUGUCACUAAUAUUAAAUUAGACCGGCCAGCUGAGAUUUUGUUUUACACUUGGUCGGGUUGAUAUUAUCCACAUCCGCGCUUAGAAUAGCAUGCAUCAUUAACUCGACAAUGGCUGAAACGGAGGAAAUCAAGUGUUUACUUGGUAUUCCCCCAAAUAUACCAUAUCCACUAAACUUCGAAGCUUUCACCAACAGCUGUUAUUAACUAAAUUAUGACUGUUUUGUGAUCUCUAAACAUGUUGGUAUGUAGAAAAACUUGUAUACAAGUUUGUAUGGAUAACAUGGUGGGAUAAACUUGUGCAACCACUACACUCAUAAUUGAACAAUUAACGAUUAUUUUGUAGAGUUAAUUUAUGUUGUAUAUGACUAUAGACCAUAGUAAUAACCGUUACGUAUAACUAUUCCAACUUUUAAUGCAAUAAUUCCUCCAUCCAGAUAUUUAACUGGGUUGCCAUGCAUACAAAAAAUGAAAGAGCGUAAUUGGAUAUAUACCUUCUGUCCCCUAUUGGGCACCAUAGUGUGCCUACCUCUAUGUUACUCUAUCCAAUCCCUUCUAGAAGCAACUAAUCAUUUAUUACUUCCAAAAUCUAGGUUAAUAUAUAUAUAUAUAUAUAUCACAAUCGCUGAAACCUUAUUAUAAAUGUGGAAAUGGAAACAUGUAUAAUGUCUAGGACCGCCCUAAAUAAUACCAUUACUUUGGUCUUUAUAUUAUCGUCUAACAUUCCAAAAGGAAUUUAACAAACACACACAAUUUGGCCUUUUGUUUUUUUAUAAGAAAUUAACCAAUUUCCCACCCUUCCUUUCUUUCUUUCCUUCCUUCCUUACCUCCCCAAUUUUUGUUUGGAGGAAUUAAUCAAGCAUAGCAUACUAAUUAUCAUCUGGAGGCCUAAUGGGGGAAAAAGGAAGAAUACAGCUUGAAGAAUUGUAUUCUGGGAUCCCAGAUGAGUCAGUGGACCUCACUUUUCAAGACCUUGCGGAGGUCAAACAUAAGGCUAUCUCACCAGAGAAGAGAAGACCACCCAUUGGCAUGGAACGUAUUCCCGAAGCCACUAGGAAUAUGGAAAACAUGUCAGUAGAAGGAUCUCCUAUGAUCAGGAAGAUGCCAAGUCUUGAUUUCAACAGAGCCCUGCAGGCCACCACCAAUAAUCAGCAGCAGCGUCAGCCCCGCCUUGUGGACGGUGAAACCAACCAUUUUGAACAUGCUGCCAGGAGUGUUCAAUAUGGUGGUAAUAAUAAGGAAGCAGCAGCAGCAGCAGCAGCAGCAGCUAGUCAUAACAGGCAUGGUACAAGUCCUUUUAGUGAGUUUGGGUUCAGGCAGGCUGUGGAAAAUAGCAUGGCUUAUGGGGAUGUUAGCAUGGUUUCCACUUAUCAAGAUCAGAGAGGAAUUAGACGAAGGCCGGGAAUCCCCCACUCCAAUAUAUGCACCAUCUGUAGUACCUCAAUCUUCUUGUUCAAGAAUCGUUGCCUGGUUUGUGGAAGAGUGUAUUGCAGGGAAUGUGUAGGCAUAGGCAUGGGAAAUAUGACUGAAGGAAGAAAAUGCGUGGAGUGCUUAGGGAGAAGAUUCAGCCAAAGGUACAUACAGAAAGCGGGAGAAGCAGGGUGUUUUUGUUGGAGGUACCCGACACUGGUAAUGCAGGCAGAGCGCAAGUGGGCGGAGAAAGGCCCAAGAAGAAAUGGGGAAAGGGGAUAUGAUCGAAGCACUGCAAGAAGCCCAAUGACUCCUAUACAAAUGAUGCCGAGUACGGCCCAUUCCAGCAGCAACCCAGAUUCCUUCUUUCAAAAAAGCCCAAGGACACCAACUAGGGCCAACAAUCAAAGGAGCCCAAUGAUUCCAAGUAGGGCCCAUAUUCCAAGGAGUCCAAUGACACCAAGCAGAGCUAGUGGUAGCAGCAACCCAAAUUCCUUUGUCACGAGCGGAUCUUAUUCCCCUUACCCUCCUGCUCAUCUCCACCUACCUUUCUAGGGACCAACAAUCGUAUGUGUUUGUUUUUGAUUGUGUUCUAUUUUGGUAUUUUAAUAUACAUGCUCUCUUUUUCUAAACAAUAUUUAUUUAAUUUUUUAAGCUUCUUGCUUGUUGCUUGUUAAGUAUCUAAUCCGAGCUUAAUAAUUUUUUUUGUUUGUUUGUUUUGUUUGAUAAUAUUUUAAAAGAUCUUUCAAAUCAUAUUGAA
Ziziphus jujuba (common jujube) is the source of this 2323-nucleotide messenger RNA. RefSeq lists its product as uncharacterized. The record is from RefSeq and is a predicted model, not a curated record. The transcript is spliced from 3 exons. Bases 1045 to 2118 code for a protein of 357 amino acids. Lineage: Eukaryota; Viridiplantae; Streptophyta; Magnoliopsida; Rosales; Rhamnaceae.